AAAAAUGUUACAUUAUUAGAAUAAACGGUUCAUACGAAGCUUUGGAAGGAGGUUUCACAAUGGAGGCUAUGGGAGAUUUCACUGGAGGUGUGUCAGAAAUAUAUGAACUAAAUAACGAGCAUCCUAAUUUGUUCACAAUUAUGCUAAAUUCAUUUCAACGACAAUCGCUCAUGUGUGGUGCAAUACUCAAUUCGAAAUCGCCUGAUACAGACAAAAAAGGGUUAUUUAAAAGCCAUGCAUAUAGUAUUACCAGGAUAACUUAUAUACCUUUACCAUCGAGUAAUAGUAUAAUACCUCUUAUUAGACUUCGAAAUCCUUGGGGUAAAAGCGAAUGGAACGGGCGUUGGAGUGACAAAUCAGAUGAGUGGAAAUCUAUACCUCAACAUUUAAAACAAUCAAUAGGUCUUAUAAUAGAGGACGAUGGAGAGUUUUGGAUGCUAUUCGAUGAUUUUGUCAAAUAUUUCUCUAUAUUGGAAAUUUGUCAUUUAAAUCCUGGCUAUCUAGACAAUGAACAAUAUAGGGUCAGCGGAGGGGCAAAAUGGGAUCUGAGUAUAUUUGAAGGUGAAUGGGUCCGAGGCGCAACAGCUGGUGGAUGUGAUAAAUUUAAAGGUAUAAUUAUUUUUAAUAAUAUAAAAUCGUUAACUUUAUAA
Acyrthosiphon pisum (pea aphid) is the source of this 650-nucleotide messenger RNA. Its product is annotated as calpain-A. The record is from RefSeq and is a predicted model, not a curated record. The transcript has 3 exons. Gene Ontology annotation, molecular function: calcium-dependent cysteine-type endopeptidase activity. Lineage: Eukaryota; Metazoa; Arthropoda; Insecta; Hemiptera; Aphididae. Bases 60 to 650 code for a protein of 196 amino acids. Gene Ontology annotation, cellular component: cytoplasm. Gene Ontology annotation, biological process: proteolysis.